Pochonia chlamydosporia 170 is the source of this 1473-nucleotide messenger RNA. Its product is annotated as nuclear polyadenylated rna-binding protein. NCBI's taxonomy places the organism in Eukaryota, Fungi, Ascomycota, Sordariomycetes, Hypocreales, Clavicipitaceae. Gene Ontology annotation, cellular component: nucleus; cytoplasm. The record is from RefSeq and is a predicted model, not a curated record. The transcript has 2 exons. Gene Ontology annotation, molecular function: poly(A) binding. Bases 1 to 1473 code for a protein of 490 amino acids. Gene Ontology annotation, biological process: regulation of mRNA stability.
AUGUCAGUCGAGGUUAGCUUGGGCACCCCUCUUGCGGAUGCGCUCGACGCCGCGAUCAAACCCAAGCUUAUCGAAGUUGGAUGGGGCACUGGCUCCGAUGACUCUGCGUCGCUGUCCGAGUACAUUGUCCUUAUGCUCGUCAACGGAAAAAGCCAAGAUCAGAUUGCCGCAGACUUAUCCAACGAUUUACUUGAUCUUCCAGCCGAUGAUCCCACAGUCCAUGCGUUUUCCAGAUGGCUCUUUGAGCAAGUUGGUCUCCUGAACAGCCAAUUGAACGGUGGCAACUCUGCUGGUGGUGAUACCAUGAAUGGCGCAUCACAAGAAAUGGCACAGGGAGGAGAAAUGGACACCGAUAUGAACACCAAUGAUGUGUCAGAAUUGAAUGCUCCCACUGGACCACGAUCGAUGCGAAAUGGAAACUUCAGAGGCAACCGAGAGAAACGUAUGCUUGGCCACAUGUCAAAAGCCAUGGACCGAACUGGCGACAACGCACUUCACAGGGUUCGAGGUAACGGUAACGAGAGAAUUAACACUCAUGGCCGAACUCCACCGUCCGGUCCCAGAAAUGCACAAGGGCGGAUGCAACGCGGCAACCGCGCCGCAAACCUCCAGGCCGGUUUAGCCGCAGGUCCCCAGAAUGGCGCGUGGAUGAUGAACGGGCAACAGCCAAGCGAGAUGGACAUCAUGGCCAUGAUGGAGCAGCAAAACCAGAUGAUGUUUCAGUUGUCACAACAGUUGAUGAGCGGAGGAGCAAACAACAAUAGGGGGUUUGGAAACCAGCGCCGUGGCAAAUCACUGUUCGACAGGGUUCAAAACCCUCACCAGCGAAGAGGAAAUCAACAUAAUCAACAAGCCAACGCCGACGGCUCAAGAGAGAAUACCGAGGGAGGCGAAGAUGUCGAAAUGUCUGGCGACAAGCGCAACCCUCCCAACCCCGACGAUACCGUGUGCAAAUACAACCUGCACUGCACAAACAGGGAGUGCAAAUUUGCUCACCAGUCCCCGGUUGCGCCUCCCGGCGUAACGGUGGAUGUCACCGAUGUGUGCAGUUUUGGGGCUGCUUGCAAGAACAGAAAAUGCGUAGGCCGACACCCAUCGCCAGCCACCAAGCUUGCGCACCAGGGCGAACAGGACUGCAAGUUCUUCCCCAAUUGCCAAAAUCCGCGAUGCCCAUUCAGACAUCCAUCGAUGCCUCUAUGCCGCAACGGUGCCAACUGCACCACCGAGGGCUGCAAGUUCACUCACGUCAAGACAAAGUGCAAGUUCAAUCCUUGCAUGAACCCGACUUGUGCUUUUGCGCACGAAGAGGGCCAGCAAGGCGGGUUUAAAGACAAGGUCUGGACUGCAGAGUCGGGCACCAAGGACCAUGUGAGCGACCGGAAAUUCGUAAACGACAACGGCGAGACAGAGCUUGUGAGGCCUGACGACAUGACGACGGACCAAGCGGCGCAGGACGCUGAGGUCAUCGGAUGA